Messenger RNA from Melanaphis sacchari, 680 nucleotides. RefSeq lists its product as uncharacterized. Bases 94 to 525 code for a protein of 143 amino acids. The record is from RefSeq and is a predicted model, not a curated record. The transcript has 7 exons. Lineage: Eukaryota; Metazoa; Arthropoda; Insecta; Hemiptera; Aphididae. Gene Ontology annotation, molecular function: odorant binding. Gene Ontology annotation, biological process: sensory perception of smell.
CUACUAGAAUAAAUACUCUUAACUGCCUUCAGUCACUAAUAUAUUUCAACUGACAGAACACUAAAGCAAAUCAAGUUGUUUCUGUGAAGUAAAAUGGAACAUUUACGUAGCACAAAUGUUGUGUUUGCAAUUGUAAUAGCAUUGUUGGUAGUACAAUCAUCUGCACGACCACAACCAGACGAAGUUGAAGAACUAAAAAAGACACUUUAUAAUACGUGUUAUCAAAAGUUUCCAAUUUCAGAAGAAAUCAAGAAUAAUGCUAAAAAUGGAAUAAUAGUUGAUGACAACAAUUUUAAAUGUUUUUUAAGGUGCUGCUUAGAUGAGGUGUCAUUGAUUGAUGAAGACGGUAUUAUUGAUGGAGAAUCACUUAUAUCAAUGGCAACAGACAAAUUACGACCAUUUGUAGAAAAAUUAGUCAAUGAUUGUCUACCAGUCGAUAAACAAGAUGGAUGUGAAGCUGCAUUCAAAUUUAUGACUUGCAGUAUGAAGUUAAGUCCAUUGGCUAUUGAACUACUUCCACUGUAAUAAUCAAUUUGGAUCCAAUACAUUUAUUUAUGGAUAGACUGUAAAAUAUUUACUAAAACAAACACCAUUGAUGCGUAGUACGACUUACUCAAGAACCCUUAUUUAAUUCUAUAUACAAUCAUGGAAUAUAAUUUUGCACUCUAAAUAAUAAACGG